Messenger RNA from Symbiodinium sp. CCMP2592, 2691 nucleotides. Lineage: Eukaryota; Dinophyceae; Suessiales; Symbiodiniaceae. The record is from the annotation of a GenBank genome assembly.
AUGGCAGCUUUAACCGCCGUGGACCAAUUCAAGGGCGACCUCUCGGCGACCAUCAAGUUCCUGGGGAGCAUGUCUUCCAUGCCCAACUAUGAGUCGAUUCGCCAGAUCCAAGCUGAUGCCCUCACGAAGCGAGCUGCAGGGCUUUGCCUCGACCCUGAGGCAGGGGCAGCACUGGCCGAUUCGUGGAGCACCGGCCCAUGGUCUGUUGACCAAACCAAAGCCUUUUCUGAAGUGCUGGCCAAGGGUGUCAGUGCAACAAGUGGGAGCAAAGGCAGCGAGAAUCGCAGGGAGAAUCAACUGUGCAGCAGCUUCGAGUCCUACUUGAGCGAGAAGGACGUGGAAGUGCUGACUUCUGAUUCCAGCAUCCACAUCAAGCUCGACACUGCAGCAAGCAGGUGCUGCCGGUUGAGGCUCACAUUGCCGUCAGAGCAAUGUGUGAAAAGUAUCCUGGCCGCCAUCGCUGCAAGAUCCGGUGGCACAUGCGCUGAAGCCGAGCUCUUUCUCCAGGUGGGGGAGUUCAAAAGAGUGCUUCGUCUCAAAGCGAAGAAAGUCCCAAAAGAAGGGAUUCACAUUGAAACCUAUCCGGUGGGUGGGCCUCGUGAGCUACCGGAUGUUUUGUUCAAGGCGGCCUACGAUGCCGAGGAUGGGCCGGUUAGCACUCUGCUGCCGGCUGGGCAGGUGGCACUCAAAGCCAUGGACAUUUCGCUGAGACCGACGAACAAGAAGGUGAGAGGCAUCUUUGCCACACCGAAGGCGAGCACUGCCAUGGUGCCGGCAAAUUCUAUGUCGAUGCCUGGCAUGCACAUGGGUGGCAUGAACAUGAUGGUUAACCCCUACAUGCAGGGAAUGAUGGGCAUGCAUGGCAUGCCACAUGCUUCGUCCAUGCAGGGCCUCAUGCAAUGGAUGAAGCAGCAGCAAGAUUUGGCGACCCAGCAGGGAGGGUUGCAGAACCUCCAGAUCUUCGCUCCCGGCACGGGGUCCUCUUCGGGAUCGCAACAGCCGCCAUCUUCUUCGACACCGGCAUGUGCACAGCAGCUAUGUUCUUCGACACAGGCACAGCAGCCAUCUUCUUCGACACAGGCACAGCAGCCAUCUUCUUCGACACAGGCACAGCAGCCAGAGAACGGAGAAAGCGGCAUCGAGACAAAGCCUGCAGACCCCUUCGCCUUCCAGCUCGACACAACUCAGGCCCUAGAGGAAGCUACCAAAGUGUCCGAUGCAUUGGACAACCGCAAGACUGGAGGCCAGGGCAAGCGAACGGCUGACGAGUUCGAGGGAGGCUGCAAGCUCGCCGGCAUUCAGAAACUAGCCAUGUCGUUGGACGUGGCCAGCUUGGGCAUCAAGAGAGCCAGAGAGGAACAGGUCGCCAUCGACACACCAUAUGGCGCUUUGAUCGACAAUAUGCAGAUCAAAGACAACAAGGGAAAGGAACGGUCCCAUCUGGUGAACCAACUUCCUGGCGGCCUCUCGCAGUUCACCCACCACCUCCUGCAAGCACUGAAGCUUGAGGACUUCGAGCAUGGCUUGCUUCUGGACUCGGGCGGUGAACGAGUUAUGUUCUUCGCGAAACUGGACACCAUGGUGGCAGAUGAAGCUGCCUUGAAGGCAGUCUUUGAUGUGAAGGGCUCCUCGGGGACACUACCAUGUCCUUUGUGCUCCAAUGUUGUUGCCAAGACGAGCAUGCUGGAAGGCUGUGACACAACUGGGACACUGGUACCUGUGCACGAAACUGCUCUGGAGAAGUUUUGUGCAAGAACGGACAAUACCAUCUGGCAGGGCUGCAGGUUACUGCAAAGCCGAUGUGGCCAAGUCUCCAAGAAGGCUUUUGAGCAGCUGGAGCAGUCACUGGGGAUGAACCAUAACCCAGAUGGUGUCCUGUUCCAUGGGAGUUUGCCUUUGGCCUCCACUUUGAUGUACGACUGGCUACACUGUUACUUGGUAGCAGGACUGAUGCACGUGGAGCUGGGGCUUUUGUUCCCCAUGCUCUAUACCCACGGUGUGACAGCGGAAAGUCUGAAAGACUGGAUGUGUCUGAACCUGUACCCGUUGCUGCGACUUUUCUUGCUCAGUCUUGCAACAGGAAGCAUUCCAGAUUUACUGGCAAAGGCGAUGACCAGUUGUUUGAAUUUGUUUCUCGUCCUGGAUCUCUUGCUUAAAGGGAACCGGGGAGAGCAGGUGCCACCAGACGAUUUGGAGGCCGCCAUCCUCAAACACUGCCGGGCAUUUCUCAGUGCAUAUGGCUCCGAGCAUGUUGUGCCUAAAUUCCACUAUAGCCUGCACCUUGGCGCUUUUGCUCGAAAGAAACCGCUGAUUUCCUGCUUCACUCACGAAAGAAAGCAUCGCCAAAUCAAACAGCUGGCAAACGAGAUUCACAACCCUGGAGACUGGUUUGAGAAAUCCGUCUUCAGAGACGUGUGGGGCGAAGUGAUCCUGCAGAUGCAAGCGGACUCUUUCAGUCUGCAGCCCCAUCUGCUGUCACCCAAGAAAGCUACGAUCUCUUUGCAGGCCAUGUUGAAUGCAAACUUCGGCGAUCGAGCAUGCGGUGCGACUUUUUCCUUUCAGGCCGUUUGCAGGCCGGGCCAGAGCUGCGAGAAAGGUGAUCUCGUGCUGCUUUCUUCUGGUGAUGUGGUCCAAGUGUGGCUGCAUUGCCGCCUGUAUGACGGGACAUGUGCACUUUGUGUAGCAUUCUGA